Messenger RNA from Sardina pilchardus (European sardine), 3711 nucleotides. RefSeq names its product ubiquitin carboxyl-terminal hydrolase 22-like. The record is from RefSeq and is a predicted model, not a curated record. The transcript has 13 exons. The coding region runs from base 512 to 2062 and encodes 516 amino acids. Lineage: Eukaryota; Metazoa; Chordata; Actinopteri; Clupeiformes; Clupeidae. Gene Ontology annotation, molecular function: cysteine-type deubiquitinase activity; zinc ion binding. Gene Ontology annotation, biological process: protein deubiquitination.
CUUCCGACGUUUCUCUUGUAGCCAAUGGCAAGCCCUCCCUGGUAUAUGAGAGCUUUCGAUUAAGACAGGCUCCUUUCUCUACCAAUCACAACACAGUAUUUCUGGUAGUAGGUGGGACGUCAACAGGAAACGCCAGAAAUGAAAUCCAACCGAUUAGAAGAACUAGGCUAUUUUGGCCUAUGAGAACACGAUUUUUGUACGGAUUCCGUUGCCCAGGUUGCUCUGCUGAAUUCCAUUACCGUCCAUUAAAGUAGUGGAAUUGGACACACAUAUCACGGAGGUGUAUAGAGGGGGUCUGCUGGGUUAAUGCGCGUGUUCUGCAGGGGGUUCGUAUCACUGGAUCACUGGAUCGGAGGAGGAUCGCCUUGAUGUGCGCUGAGCACAUCCUCCCUCGGCCCGUGGCUACACACACAGCCCGCCGAGGGGGACCGAUCCGGGAGUAGACAGGUGGUUCGGUUCGACUCGACGCUCGGUCGCUAAACGUCUAGAACUGGAUGCCGCUUCCGUCAUCAUGAGUCCGGCGGGGUGCUCGCACGUGAGCGGGUUCAAGGUGGACAACUGGAGGCAGAACCUGCGCGUGAUCUACCAGUGCUUUGUGUGGAGCGGGACGCUCGAGACCAGGAAGCGAAAGGCCAAGGCGUGUGUGUGUCACAUGUGUGGGGUCCAUCUGAGCCGGCUGCACUCGUGUCUCCACUGCGUCUUCUUCGGAUGCUUCUCCAAGAAACACAUCCACGAGCACGCCAGAGCCAAGAGACACCACCUGGCGGUGGACUUGCUGUAUGGUGGCGUGUACUGUUUCCUGUGCCAGGACUACGUCUACGAUAAAGACAUGGAGCUCAUCGCCCGAGAGGAGCAGAGGAAAGCCUGGAAACUACAGGGCGUGGGGGAGAAGUUCUCCUCGUGGGAGCCCAGCAAACGGGAGCUGGAGCUGCUGCGCAACAACCCCAAGAGACGCAAGAUCACCAGCAACUGCACCAUAGGCCUGCGUGGUCUGAUUAACCUGGGCAACACGUGCUUCAUGAACUGCAUAGUGCAGGCGCUCACACACACUCCCCUGCUGAGGGACUUCUUCCUGUCCGACCGCCACAAGUGUGAGAUGCAGGCCAACUCCUGCCUCGUGUGUGAGAUGUCCCAGCUCUUUCAGGAGUUCUACUCAGGCCACCGCUCCCCCCACAUUCCGUUCCGGCUGCUGCACCUGGUGUGGACUCACGCGCGCCACCUAGCGGGCUACGAGCAGCAGGACGCCCACGAGUUCCUCAUCGCCGCACUGGACGUGCUGCACCGCCACUGCAAAGGAGACGAUAACGGUAAGAAGGCCAACAACCCAAACCACUGCAGCUGCAUCAUCGACCAAAUCUUCACCGGCGGCCUACAGUCGGACGUCACCUGCCAAGUCUGCCAUGGCGUUUCCACGACGAUCGACCCGUUCUGGGACAUCAGUCUGGACCUGCCCGGUUCCUCCACGCCGUUCUGGCCUCUGAGCCCCGGAACUGGACCCGGAACCGGAACCGGAACCGGAACCGACCCCAACGCCAACGGAGAGAACCACGGGACCGGCACCACCACGCUCACAGACUGCCUGCGCAGGUUCACGCGUCCAGAACACCUGGGCAGCAGUGCCAAGAUCAAGUGCAGCGGUUGCCUUAGUUACCAGGAGUCCACCAAACAGCUGACCAUGAAGAGGCUCCCUAUAGUGGCCUGCUUCCACCUCAAGCGGUUUGAGCACUCUGCCAAGUUGAGGAAGAAGAUCUCCACGUAUGUUUCCUUCCCUCUCCAACUGGACAUGACCCCCUUCAUGGCCUCCAGUAAGGAGAGCAGGAUGAACGGCCAGUACCAGCAGCAAAUGGAUUCCCUAAACAACGACAACAAGUACUCUCUGUUUGCGGUGGUUAACCACCAGGGGACGCUGGAGAGCGGUCACUACACCACCUUCAUCAGGCAGCACAAGGACCAGUGGUUCAAGUGUGACGACGCCAUCAUCACCAAAGCCAGCAUCGGGGACGUGCUCAACAGUGAAGGGUAUCUGCUCUUCUACCACAAACAGUUUCUGGAGUACGAGUGAGGGGCAAUGGCCACGCCCCUACUUCAAAUCAGCCAAUCAGCAACUGCUACAGGAAGAGAGACACGCCCCUACUUCAAAUCAGCCAAUCAGCAACUGCUACUACCAGGAGGGCGGCUCAGCCUCCAGGAAGAGAGACACGCCCCAAUGUCCCUUACGCCUGAGAGGACACACACACACACACACACACACACACGCCUGAGACUUUUAUCAGGCCAGAGAGGACACACACAUACUCUCACUCCUGAGACUUUUAUCAGACCAAAGAGAGGACACACACACAUGCUCACAUACACACACACACACACACACACACACACACACUCUCACUUCUGAGACUUUUAUCAGACCAAAGAGAGGACACACACACAUGCUCACACACACACACACACUCUCACUUCUGAGACUUUUAUCAGACCAAAGAGAGGACACACACACAUGCUCACACACACACACACACACUCUCACUUCUGAGACUUUUAUCAAGCUAGUGAGGACACUCUCUCUCUCGGUCAGACACACACACUCUGUCUCACACACACACACACACACACACCUGUGGUGUGCAGUGUUCCUGAGCAAGAGGACACUCUUGUCUCACACACACACACACACACACACACCUGUGGUGAGCAGUGUUCCUGAGCAGUAGGACCUGAAGAAAGAUAGAUCACUACCUCCCUCUGAUGAACGAGUGGAAUGUCUCUCUCUCUCCCUCCACUGUGUGUGUGUGUGUGUGUGUGUGUGUGUGUGUGUGUGUGUGUCGUUCGGAGUAAUUUCACCAUAAGGUUCAUCGCACCAUGAGCUCGGGCCAAACGCUCCGGAAUCUCUUGUCCUGGUGGAGCAUCGGCUCUCAGUGGAACAGCCACUCCAUCACCGCUUACACACACUCUGUACUGUGUACACACACACACACACACUCCACCGCUUACACACACACUGUACUGUGUACACACACACACACACACUCCAUCACCGCUUACACACACUCUGUACUGUACACACACACACACACUCCAUCACCACUUACAGUACACACCCGCUGUACUGCGCACACACACACACACACACACACACACACACACACACACACACACACACACACUCACACUCCAUCACCGCUUACACACACGCUGUACUGUACACACACACACACACAUGCUCCAGACUGCUGCAGACCUCUCUGGAACACCCCCUUCCAUUUAUAUAACACACACACACACACACACACACACACACACACACACACACACACACACACACACACAGGGUGAGCACAGUAAACACACCUGAAGCAUGCCACUUGUAGUGGCAGCCUUUCGGCGGCCGCUUCAGAGAGCGGAUAACACCGGACAACGCGCGUCUUUUUAGAUUAUAGAAAUUUAUUUUACUAAACUUUGACUAGUACAAAACAAACAAACCUCUAUCGCAUUCACGCGGUUCAAAAAUUGUUUGCCACUUCCGCUCUACCUGGCCAGAGGUGUGCCAGCCCUAUAAUUGAUUCUCCGUCAAUCAGACGGCCAGACGUCACUCAAUUAGCUAGACAGGUUUAACUUAAAGUUCCAUACAUUUAAAUCAUAUUCACCAUCAUUCUAAAUCAUAUUUCAUGAACAUAAAUAUCAUUCUAAUGUCUUUGGCAUUUUAUCAAUAAU